AGGAGCUUUUGCCGGCUUCUUGUCUAGGGAAGUUGUUCCCGGGUCAGUAUUGUCCGGCCGGGGGGGGGGGGCUCUGCUCGGCGGAGAGAAAGAGGCCCGCUGCGUCUUCGGGGGCUUAGCGGCACGUGGGCUGCCUCCAAGUCUUGUGCUUCUUCCCAUUGGGCAAAAGAGACUCGUCGUCGUUUCCCUGGGCGUGGAGGAGCCCCGGGAACCUUCAACCUGUUGCCUUCCUUCGAGCUGCAGAACUUCGCCGCUUUUGCUCGUCUCCUCUAAGAUGCUUCCGCCGUGCUUUCCUUGACUGGCUUUUUAUUUAGCUCAGGGGGAAAAGGCGUCUCUCCCCCUGUCUUUCGUGCGCGCUCGUUACGGGGCGAAGGGGGGUGGCCACGGGGACCGGCUCCGUUUUGCUUCAGCCGACCCCAAUGUUACCCUCUUGGGUGACGGGGGCGGCAGCUGGACUGGUCGUCUGCCUGCACCUCCUCCAGAAGCUCUUCUUCCCUUACUUCUGGGUGGACCUGAAGUUCUUGCUGAAAGUGGUGAAGUAUGGGACGACCGUGGAGGUCUACCGGCUGCGGCGCAGGAUUUGCACCGCGCUGGACAGGUUUGUGACGCUGGCCGAGAGGCAGCCCGACAAGCCCUUCGUGGUCUACGAAGGCGAGGUCCACACCUACAAGGCGGUGGACAGGAGGAGUAACCGGAUAGCCCAGCUUUUCCUCAAGGAAGGGACGCUGAAAAGGGGAGACACCGUGGCUCUGUUGAUGAGCAACGAGCCCGAUUUCAUCCACGUGUGGUUCGGACUGGCUAAGUUGGGCUGUGUGGUGGCUUUCCUCAAUUUCAACAUCCGCUCCAGGUCUCUCCUGCACUGCAUCAGUAGUUGUGCGCCCAAGAUGCUGGUGGUGGGAGCAGAUAUGAUUGGGACCUUAGAGGAAAUUCUUCCUAGCCUCCAAGAAGAUAUUAGAAUUUGGGUGAUGACAAAAGAAUCCAGAUUGCCAUAUGUUCAUACUAUUUUAGACAAGCUGGAGCUUGCCCCAGAUGAUCCUGUACCAGUUAAUCUUCGUGUUGCUAAUAAUCUAAAGGACCCUCACCUCUACAUUUUCACCUCAGGAACAACAGGUUUACCAAAGGCUGCAGUUAUCAGUCAUAUGCAAGUUCUAAAAGGAGCUGCUGGAUUGUGGGCAUUUGGUGCCACUCCUGAUGAUAUCAUUUAUAUAACUCUCCCUCUUUACCACAGUGCAGCUUCUCUCCUUGGCAUCAGUGGAUGUAUUGAACUGGGUGCAACAUGUGUUUUAAGGAAGAAAUUUUCAGCUAGUCAGUUUUGGAAUGAUUGCAAGAAGUAUAAUGUUACAGUUAUUCAGUACAUUGGAGAACUGUGCCGUUACCUGUGUAAACAGCCUGUGAGAGAGGGGGAAAGAAAUCACAAAGUUCGCCUUGCAGUUGGGAAUGGAGUAAGAACAGAUGUAUGGAAGGAAUUUAUACACCGAUUUGGUGACAUCAAGAUGUGUGAAUUCUACGGUGCAACUGAAGGAAACAUUUGUUUCAUGAACCACACAGCCAAAGUUGGAUCUGUGGGCCGAACUAAUUUCUUUUAUAAGCUCUUUUUCCCUUUUGACUUGAUUAAGUAUGAUUUUCAAAAUGAUGAGCCAAUCAGAAAUAAAAAUGGAUGGUGUGAAAGAGUUAAGAAAGGAGAGCCUGGUCUUUUAAUAUCCAAAGUGAACUCGAAGAAUCCAUUCUUUGGCUAUGCUGGCAAUAAGAAAGACACAGAAAAGAAGUUACUCUAUGGUGUGUUUAAGAAAGAAGAUUUUUAUUUUAAUACAGGAGAUCUGAUGGUUCAAGAUGAAGAAAAUUUUCUUUACUUUUGGGACAGAACAGGGGAUACAUUCAGAUGGAAAGGGGAGAAUGUGGCAACUACUGAAGUUUCUGAUGUCAUCGGUAUGUUGGGUUUCAUACAGGAAGCCAAUGUGUAUGGGGUUUUUGUUCAAGGUUAUGAAGGGAAAGCAGGAAUGGCCUCUGUCAUCUUAAAGCCUAAUACGUCCUUAGAUUUGGAACAACUUUAUGAAUAUGUGGUGACAUAUCUGCCCAGUUAUGCCCGUCCACUAUUUUUAAGACUCCAGGAAAUAAUGGAAGUUACAGGAACUUUCAAGCAACAAAAAUUUCAGUUGGUCGGGGAAGGAUUUAAUCCAUCUGCAAUCAGUGAUCCACUUUAUUUUUUGGACAAUUCUAAAAAGUCUUACAUUUUAUUAACCAAAGAACUACAUGAGAAGAUAUUAUCUGGUCAGCUCAAACUUUAAUGUUUAUUUAUUAGCAAGGAGUUGUGCUAUCUAGUGCACACAAUAUAACAGAAGUUUAAACAUGGUUUGGUAGCUAUAUCAAUGUGGUUUCUUGGGUGAGAUUUGUACACUGUUGAAAUUUUGCAGUUAAUAUUUGGAGGAGGGGAUAUUACUUUCUGUUAUCUUUCUCUGUUUUGACCAUCAGUGUAUACUAAUUGUUUUCUACCUCUUGCAGUGCAAUCCUACACUUAUCUACUCAGAAGUAAGUCCUGUUGAGUUCAAUAAGACUUAUUCUCAGGUAACGGUGUAUAGAAUUGCAGACUUAGAAUAUCAAAUGUAGCUGCAUAUAUUUAAAUACAUUAGCUAAAUAUAUUAGAGUUCACAAAAAAGUCAUCCUACUUAAACUUCCUUUGUAUGAUCUUAUGAUAGACACAAACAAAGGAUAUUAAGAGGGGGGAAAUAACAAAGCUACAGUGCAGUUGUUUUACUUUGUAUAUUUGAUAAUGUCUGUUACUUAGACAAAAAACUAGUAACCAUUUGCAAUAGAUGACAAGUGUUCGCAAUAUUCACCUCAACUAAAAAUGAUUGUUAGGUGUGUGUUUUUUAAUAAAAUAGUUGAAAAGAGGAGAAAUAAUGCUGUAAUUUUGGAUUGCUAACAUUAUAAAAAAACAUUGUUUUGAGAUAAUUUCUUCUGACACACAGAACUGUCACAUUAUUUAUUUUACUUAAGCAGAAAUUCCUAACUCCUCUUCAUUUUCACAUGCUUUCUGAUUUUAAUUGCUCCUGAACCACGAAGGUAUUUGAUAUUCUUUUGUUCAGCCCUGCUUAUAUUAGCUCUCUGCACUAAUCUCCAAAAUGAAUAAAUUAAAUUGCAAUUCUAUACACUCUUACCUGGGAGUAAGUUCCAUUGAAUUUAGUGGUUCUUACUUUUGAAUAGCGAUAUUUAGGGUUGUGCUGUUGAUGUUUUAUUU
Molecule: messenger RNA, 3235 nt
Organism: Elgaria multicarinata webbii
Lineage: Eukaryota; Metazoa; Chordata; Lepidosauria; Squamata; Anguidae
Gene: SLC27A6
Product: solute carrier family 27 member 6
Exons: 10
Coding region: 420-2285 (621 amino acids)
Molecular function (GO): long-chain fatty acid-CoA ligase activity; long-chain fatty acid transmembrane transporter activity
Source: RefSeq, a predicted model, not a curated record